Molecule: messenger RNA, 477 nt
Organism: Suillus fuscotomentosus
Lineage: Eukaryota; Fungi; Basidiomycota; Agaricomycetes; Boletales; Suillaceae
Exons: 3
Coding region: 1-477 (158 amino acids)
Source: RefSeq, a predicted model, not a curated record
AUGCAACAAUUCGAGGAUGCUGUCGGUAGGAGAACUGCUAUCGAUCAAGAACAGGCUACUUUACUUGUGGAGUUGAACAAAAUGAAAGGCCAGAUUCAUAACUUUGAAGAAGCACGUCAGGGAGUUCAGAAAAAGAUCGAGGACGCUGCUACGAGUCACCUUGAACCCCAAAGUAACAAGAAUCACUACACAAAGAAGCUCGAAGACGAAACUACAAAGGUUGAAGCCAAUGAAGCCAUUACGAAACAGUUACAGGAGUUCAUGAACUGGACCUCGAGUGCUGAGGAGUACUGCGAACGGGUUGAAUAUCCCCGCAAAGUCGAUGUAGUGGAGCGCACUCUUGAAUCCAUUCAGAAAGUACUCAAAGAACGAGAGCACAGGCAUGGUGCAAUGGUCGAUGAAAUGACAAUUGAGGUGAACAAUGUGAAAGCUGUCCUAGAUAGCGUAGAAAAGGAGCUAAGAAGUCUCGCUGAAUAA